GGGGGUAGGUCUAAGUAAGGGGCGGGGCCCCCUCUUGGCCUGGGUCAGGCCAAAGAAGGGGCGUGGCUCUCCACUUCCACUUCCAACUGACCUAGAUUUCCCUCACUUCCUGUUUGGAGCUACUUCUGCAUCCGGAGUCAGCGGGGUUCGGGCUACUUCCUCGCUAGUUCUCCGUACGGUUUUCUCUUUCCGUCCUCACGGAGCUCGCCCCGACCUUCUCCUAACCCUGGGAGGCGGCCGGGGGUAGGAAGACUAAAGACCUUCCUCCUGCUUGGGCUCGGAGACCCCCCAACUGCUGCCCCGCGGCCGGCGCCCAUGGUGAGGGAGGCCGCUGGCCGGGGACCGCGGCUAGCUACUACUACGGACGAGGCGGCGUUGGCGGGCAUCGGGCCUCGGGUGCCUCAGCGGCGGCAGAGCAGGAGGAGCGGGGCGGCGGCGGCUCCGGUGCGGGCUCCGUCCCGGCCUGGGCGGCCCCUCGCACGCACUCCACCUCGGAUGGGCCCACCCGCCCCAUAGAUGUUGCUGCUGAGGCGGCGGCGGCGGUGGCCGGUCCAGCUGCUGCCCCCCCUGGCUUCUGUCCCGGUCCUCGCGUCUCUGCUGCCGCCUCCGCCUCCCCCUUCCCAAGGCCUCCCCCGGCGCCUCAGCAGUCUCCGCCACCGCCAUGGACAAGAUCCUGGAGGGCCUGGUGAGCUCGACACACUCGCUGACAGUCAAGAGAGUGAUCGUGCGGAAAGUGGUGGAGUCGGCCGAGAACUGGGUGGACAAGGCGCAGUGCGAGGCCAUGUUCGGCCUCACGACGAGGCUCAUCCUGGAGGGCCAAGACCCUUUCCAAAGGCAAGUGGGACACCAGGUGCUGGAGGCUUACGCCCGCUACCACCGAUCCGAGUUCGAGAGCUUCUUCAACAAGAGCUUUGUGCUGGGUCUUCUGCAGCGGGGCUAUCGCACGCUGGACAGAAAGGACGUGGCCAUCCUGGACUACAUCCACAACGGGCUGAAGCUGAUCAUGAGCUGCCCGUCAGUGCUGGACCUGUUCAGUCUGCUGCAGGUGGAGGUCCUGCGCAUGGUGUGCGAGAGGCCGGAGCCGACGCUCUGUGCACGGCUCAGCGACCUCCUGAGCGACUUUGUGCAAUGCAUCCCCAAAGGGAAGCUGUCGGUGGCCUUCUGCCAGCAGCUGGUCCGGACGAUAGGCCACUUUCAGUGCAUGUCCACCCAGGAGAAAGAGCUGAGGGAGUAUGUCUCACAAGUGACCAAAGUAAGCAACUUGCUUCAGAAUAUUUGGAAGGCUGAACCCUCCACAUUGCUGCCUUCCCUGCAAGAAGUGUUUGCAAGUAUCUCUUCCACAGAUGCUUCAUUUGAACCCUCUGUUGCCUUGGCAAGUCUUGUGCAACAUAUUCCAUUGCAGAUGAUCACAGUUCUCAUCAGGAGCCUUACCACAGAUCCAAAUGUAAAAGAUGCAAGUAUGACUCAAGCUCUGUGCAGAAUGAUUGACUGGCUGUCUUGGCCUUUGGCACAGCAUGUGGAGACAUGGGUGAUUGCACUGCUGAAAGGACUGGCAGCAGUCCAAAAGUUUACUAUUUUGAUAGAUGUUACUUUGCUCAAAAUUGAAUUGGUUUUUAAUCGACUUUGGUUUCCUCUUGUGAGACCUGGUGCUCUUGCAGUUCUUUCCCACAUGUUGCUUAGUUUUCAGCAUUCUCCAGAGGCUUUCCAUUUGAUUGUUCCACAUGUGGUUAAUUUAGUUCACUCUUUCAGAACUGAUGGCCUGCCUUCCAGUACAGCCUUCCUAGUUCAGUUGACAGAGCUGAUACAUUGUAUGAUGUAUCAUUAUUCAGGAUUUCCAGAUCUUUAUGAACCUAUUCUGGAAGCUAUCAAGGAUUUUCCUAAACCCAGUGAAGAGAAGAUUAAAUUAAUCCUCAAUCAAAGUGCCUGGACCUCUCAGUCUAAUUCCCUGGCAUCUUGUUUGUCUAGACUUUCUGGAAAAUCUGAAACUGGGAAAACUGGUCUGAUUAACCUAGGAAAUACUUGUUAUAUGAACAGUGUGAUACAGGCACUAUUUAUGGCCACAGAUUUCAGGAGGCAUGUAUUAUCUUUAAAUCUAAAUGGUUGCAAUUCAUUAAUGAAAAAAUUACAGCAUCUUUUUGCCUUUUUGGCUCAUACACAGAGGGAAGCAUAUGCCCCACGGAUUUUUUUUGAGGCAUCCAGGCCUCCCUGGUUUACUCCUAGAUCACAACAGGACUGUUCUGAAUACCUCAGGUUUCUGCUAGACAGACUCCAUGAAGAAGAGAGAACUUUGAAAGCCCUGUCUUCACUAAAGCCUUCUGAAAGUAUGGGAUCCAAUGAAGCCUCAUUACAGGAAGUAACCAACAAGGCAGCACCAUUUACAGAGAUCCCUUAUACAAAUGAGAGUGAGAAAACUUUAAUAGAAAAAAUGUUCGGGGGGAAACUACAAACUAAUAUACACUGUUUGAACUGCAGAAGUAUCUCACAGAAAGAGGAAGCCUUUACAGAUCUUUCACUUGCAUUUUGUCCUUCCUCUCCUAUGGAAAAUCUAUCUUUUCAAGGUCCACCAUGUUCUCCUAAGGUGCAGGAUGACUUUGUGGUACAGGCUAGCGUGGUAAGAGCCGAUUCUCCUGAAGAAUCAGCACUUUGUCAUCCUGUCCCUACUGGCUUUGACUCUGAGACAGUCAUGGAUGAAGCAGCUUUAGACAAUCUUCCUUCUGAACUUCACUGUACAGAAAACACUUUGGUCUCUAAUGAACCGUGCAAGAUUCAGAUUAACAGAGGAGUAUCUCAGAAACCAGGAGGUGAAACCACACCUUCAGUUACUGACUUGCUAAAUUAUUUUCUGGCACCAGAGAUCCUUAAUGGUGAUAACCGCUAUUAUUGUGAAAACUGUGCCUCUCUACAGAAUGCAGAGAAAACUAUGCAAAUCAUGGAGGAACCUGAAUACCUUAUUCUCACUCUCCUGAGAUUUUCUUAUGAUCAGAAGUGUCACAUACGACGCAAAAUCCUAGACAAUGUGUCACUGCCACUGGUUUUGGAGUUACCAGUCAAAAGAACUAAUUCCUCUCUGACUUCAUUAUCAGAAAGUUGGUCAGUAGAUGUUGAUUUCACAGAUACUGGUGAGAACCUGGCUAAAAAACUCAAGUCCUCAGAGACUGAUGAAGCAUGCUGCCCAAAACUGGUGCCCUAUCUGUUAAGCUCUGUUGUUGUUCACUCGGGCAUCUCUUCUGAAAGUGGUCAUUACUAUUCCUAUGCCAGAAAUAUCACAGGUUCUGACUCUUCCUUUCAGCUGUGCCAUCAGUCUGAAACCCUAGCUCUAGCUUCCCCCCAGGGCCAUUUGUUGGGGGGAGAAAUUCCUACUGCAGUUAUUGAACAGGAUCUGGAAAACAAUGAAAUGUCAAAAGAAUGGUUUUUAUUUAAUGACAGCAGAGUGACGUUUACCUCAUUUCAGUCAGUCCAGAAAAUUACCAGUAGGUUUCCAAAGGACACUGCUUAUGUUCUCUUAUACAAAAAACAGAAUAGUUCUAGUGGCUUCAGCGCUAAUAAUACAACUAACGGACUCUGGGUGAAUGGAGAUCCACCUCUGCAAAAGGAACUUAUGGAUGCUAUAACAAAAGAUAAUAAACUAUACUUGCAGGAACAAGAGCUGAAUGCUCGAACACGUGCACUACAGGCUGCUUCUGCUUCCUGUUCCUUUCGGCCCAAUGGAUUUGAUGACAAUGACCCUCCAGGAAGCUGUGGACCAACGGGGGGAGGGGGAGGAGGAGGAUUCAGUACAAUUGGCAGACUAGUUUUUUGAUCCUAAGAAGGAAAAGUCCAAUCCAGAAUGCACUGAUUAUAAAACAGCAUCCAAUACUUAUUAUGACUGUUAAAAUGUCAGAUUGUAUCAAACAUACCUAGUUUUAUUUUCUUUUACAUUUGAUUCCUAUGCUAAGAACCUACCCAUUACUUGUUUUUAUUUUCUUGACAGUACAUUUAUUUAUUAUAACAAAGUGCAUCAUGGAAAAAAUCUACCUCUUAAAAGUCCAUUUACUUUUAUGGUUAGACGUGCUUGACCAAAAGAAAACAUAAAACUUUCAAAGAAAAUAUAUACAUGGUCCCUAAUUAAGCUGCAUUAAAUUUAGUAGAGGCAAUUAAACUGUCCUGCUCCUAUUCAUACUGAGCAAAAGGACAAUACACUGUCCUUUUGAAAAGAAACCUGCAUUGAACCAAGAAAUGAGGAGGGUGGUGGAGAAGGUUCAAGACAUUUAAAUGUUUCAUACAUAGUUAUCCCAUCAUUAAAUUUGUACAUCCUUGAAAAUAUCAGAGAUGAUGCAAUCUAUAAUGAAGGCAAUAACUUAACAUUUGUCAUGUACUUUCAGGUUAGUGCUCUUCAGAGACAUUUUAUUUACAUUUCAAGUACAAAUAUUUAAGAAAGAACAUUUAUAGAUAUUUGCUAAAUUGAUUUCAGGAAAAAAGUGCAUGGUCCUGUAGGAGCAAAAUUUUUAACUAGAAAUUGCUAACUUUGUAGUAUUUCUAAUUGUUUAAGGAUUUUUAAAUUCUAUUUCAGGGAGUAUAUCUGCUUUGUGUUUUGAAGGAGGUGGGUUCUGUAUGUGCCUUGCAGUACUGUAAUUAAAAAUGUGAGUCUUUGGCUGCAGAAAAGUUAAAGAACAUGAAAUAUUAGAAAUUAACUUCUUUUGUGUUGAUGGUAUUAGAAUUAUAACUUUUUGAAAGAUAUUAGAUUUUCCAGAAGUAAAAUCUGGUGGUUCUAAAAAAAAAGAAAAGAAAAAAAAAGCUGUUUGGUAGUUUAUUUUAAACUCCUAAAAGAAUUCAGAAGAAAUUAUUCUAGGAAAGCAUAAUUUUUUUGAAUUGCAUUAACCAAACAAAAUCCUGAGCAUUAAACAUUGAUCCCAAAUUUUUGGAGCUGUAAAUUUGUUUUAUUUUUUGGUUCAGAUCUAAUUUCUAUGUGUUACAUAUCUUUGUAGUAAUCUUGUAAAUGGUCAUGUACCUUUACCCAUCAGAAAACUCAAACCAAUACUUGUGCUUUCUUACUCUACACAGGAUUCAAAAAUACUUCUUAAAAGUCAUCUUUUACUCUGUUCUUAUGAUUUGACUGUUUUCAUCUAUAUUUGUUUUGAAAACAGUUUAAGGAAAGAUUUGGAGAAUUGGGUUUUGUCAUUUUUUUUCUUUUGUGUUUUAUGACAGGUUAAAAAGUCCCAAGUUUCCAGGGAAAGGGCAAGAGCCCAAGAAAAUUGGUUUGGGGUAAGGACUAGAAAUGUUAUUAGCAGACUUAACCAGUGUUGAAAGACAGCGUAAUAUAAUGUAAUCAAGACUGCCUUCUGAAUCAAGGAAGUCUGGGGUGGUCAGGUCCAGGCUCUGACACAUACUUGACUGUGGCCUUAGCCAAGUCCUAUAACUUCUCAAGGGCUCCCCAGACCACUCUUAAGAUUGUGAGUUUACACAGCAUGGGCUACUAGGGUAUUAUAGGGGCUCUCACUGGGAAUUUUUCCCUACAAAGAUAAAAACGCAUCAGUUCUAUCAAAACUCUGCACUACUUUUCUUUUAGGGUGAGUUGCCUAGAGUUUUAUUAUUCAUCUUUGUUGUAGAUCUGAGCCUCUAAAGAUAACUUGAGCAAAAUUGUGCACACACCAAUCUUUGUAUUUUAUCAUGGUAAAAGAAUGAAUUGUGAGUGGAGGCUUCCUCAAAGAGAAUUAUUUCAUGGACCAGGUUUGCUAGAAAAGCAGAACAUUUGAACAGGAAAAACCAUAUACUUUAGUCUGGAAAUUGUUUUACCUAGUACAUAGUUACCACAUCGUCUGCACAGAUAUUUUUUUUUGUUCUGUUGCAGCCAACUUUAAAUCCUGCUUUCCCAAGUAAUAUUUGACAUGGAAAUAAUCCAAGAAUUUUUAUCCAGUGAGAAACUGUAUGGAAAGGGCAUUGUAAACCUUAAAGUAUUAUAUGCAUGUCAGCUAUGAUAACAGAGGCAUGGAGUGAAGAUUAAGAAGCAUUUCCCCAUCAUAAAUCCAGCUGAUGAAGAAAUUGAUUUUAAACAAAACUGUAAAUGCAUUAGUUUGGAUUUCCAGAGUAAAAUGAAUGUGAUACCUCCUGUGUUAAUGAAACCAUUCAGCAUAAAUAAUAGAACAUAAACUUAACUUUGAAAUUUUACAGGAAAAUAACAUCAGUUGCUACAAAUCCUUGUCUAGAAAAGAAUUAGAUCCAGAAGUAUUGGAAGUGUAGUUUAGUAAAUGAGGAAUUGGUUAGCAGUGGAUAACAAAAUAUAUAUUUUGGCCAAUUUGCUACUUGCUUCAGUAAUUUCUAUCUUAAGUUAUUUAUAAGCAAGGGAAUAUUGCCACAAAGAAUUGUUUCUUGUCCUCUGACCAUUGCGUUUUCUUUUCCCUUCUUCAACAGGCUUCCUUUCAGAUAGGCUUCUUAAGUAGAGUUGACCUGCUAACAAAAUUAACAUUUCUAUUUAGUUCAGCCAAAGGUAUUAGGGCAAAGAUAGAAAUCAAGGCUUUGUCUUUUUCAAAAGCAGCUCACACAGAAUGAUAAAAGCAAACUUUUUUUAAUGGCUCUCGGAAGAAAGGAAAUAGCCUUCAUACAAGGUGUGAGGGCUAGAACCUCUUCACUAAGUUGCCUAUGCUGUGCUACUUCUCAGCCCUAUAGAAGAGGACAGUAUUGUGGUAUGUUCUGCCCAGGCUUUCCCAGAAACUGUCACACUUUCCAAGCCCCAAGGUGUUAGUGGUUCAACCUGGACCUGCACUUGAGAACCUUGGCUUUUUCUUUUUUUUUUCUGUGAAGUUUAGGAUUCACUACUUGCACAAAAAUUUAAGAGCUAAAUCUGUCUUGAUUACAAAAUGAUUUUCAUUUUGUCUUUAUUUCUGUAUCUAUAUAUCUGUCAUUUUAUUUUUCUGACUAGUAUUACAUAAUAUUGGUAAGUUAUAAUAGUGAAUGUGUACUGUGAAAUUCAAUCUGAAAUGCUUUUGCAGGUUUUAACUAUUAACAGUGAAUGAAUGUGUGUAAAAGGGUACAGUAAAGGGUGCUCCUUCCACUCCAAUAAAGAAGCUUUCAGUACUGUUUUACUUUGGGAAGGUAAAAUAUCCAUCAACUAGCAGUCACCCUGUAGUGGUUUGAAAAAAAAAUAAAUACCACCUGACAAGCUUA
Monodelphis domestica (gray short-tailed opossum) is the source of this 7140-nucleotide messenger RNA. RefSeq names its product ubiquitin specific peptidase 38 (gene USP38). Gene Ontology annotation, molecular function: cysteine-type deubiquitinase activity. The record is from RefSeq and is a predicted model, not a curated record. Lineage: Eukaryota; Metazoa; Chordata; Mammalia; Didelphimorphia; Didelphidae. Gene Ontology annotation, cellular component: nucleus; cytosol. Gene Ontology annotation, biological process: ubiquitin-dependent protein catabolic process; protein deubiquitination.